CUGGGCACAGGUGGGGGCACUGCUGGGAAUGGGUGGGCGGGGCUAGUGGGCGCACUGCUGGGCGGAACUUGCGGGUGUCACUGCUGGGCACCGAUCAUCAGGGCACUGAUCAUCAGUGCCCUGAUGAUCGGUGCCGAUCCCCGCUCUGACAACUGCCGGUUCUCGGCAGUACUUUCCUCACGAUCUGACAGCUUGCUGGUUAACGGCUGCACUUUCCUCACGCUGUCACAGCUUGAGGAAAGAGGAGAGCCAUAAUCGGCAAGUGUAU
Staurois parvus is the source of this 268-nucleotide messenger RNA. NCBI's taxonomy places the organism in Eukaryota, Metazoa, Chordata, Amphibia, Anura, Ranidae. The record is from the annotation of a GenBank genome assembly.